GAGCUCUGGCUGUCGAGCGGACGGCGAGCUCUGCACACACGGACGCGGCGUGCGCCGUGCUGACCGGUCAAGUUACGUCCUCCUGUUACACCAGCCGAGCGACAUGGAGUAAGCCGGGGGAGGAAAACGAGGAGACCACAAACCAAAACACCAGGCAGACCUACGGACGGUGCAGAUUGUGAGACUUCCUCUCUCGUAAGAGGCGUAUCUUCCUCUCUCGUAAGAAGCGUAUCUUCCUGUUUCGCAAGAAGCCAGGCGCCUACCGAUUACCAGCCAAAAGACCGGCACCGGAAGUGCCCACUUCCGGCGGAGCUAUGACCGCCGUGACGUCACCGCGGUCGCCGGACUCGCCGCGUGAGAGCUUCAGCAUGCUGGGAGAUACCCAGCGGAUUCCGUGCGACAAGGCGAUAGAGCAGACCCGGCGAACUGACCACGCCGACUUCCGCAACCGAAGCUCUCGCUGGCUCACCAGCGGCGACAGCCACGACAGCGGCGCCAGCGACAGCCAUGAUGCGUCUCACAACGGACACCACCGCAACGUGGGAUCGUCUCCACAGGGAAGUCCUCGGGGGCCGAGGCGUAGCAGCUCGUAUUAUCAGGCAAACGCCGACCCCAUCGAAGACUCCGGGCUGCCGUACAGAGGAAACCCGAAGAAGAUCGGAGAGAUCCUGGGGCGCACCAGCGAGUACCUGGACCAGUCGGAGCAGGACGCCUACUUCGGGGACGGCCGCGGCUUCGACUACUCCACCAUCGAGUACAAGAGCCGGAUAGCCGACCCGGCCAAGCCGCCCAACAGAGGCUGCAACUUCCACUACAUCCGCUGGAAGGUGCGCCGCACGGUGGAGCAUCUGGCGUGUCGCCUGUUCGUGCUGGUGCUCAUCCUCGUCGACAUAUCGAUAGUGAUCGUCGACUUGACCAACGAGUUCACGAGCAAGCUGGACGCGAAGCUGGCGAUCGUGAGCUUUGCGUUCUCGUGCUUUUUUCUUCUGGAGGUUUCUCUCAGGAUCUUCGGUGUGGGUCCGAAGUACUUUUUCAACUUCACAAGACACCAUGCGUGGUGGAACAUCGUGGACUUCGCGGUGGUUGUCGUCACGUUCAUCACAUCCGUCUUGGAUCUGACCGUGGAGAACAUGGCCACCGACGGCUCCAAGUUGGUGGUGUCGCUUCGCAUCAUCCGCGUGAUUCGUCUGUUCCGGAUCUGCGCGCAGCAGGAUCACCUGAAGACCGCCGCCCGGCAGAUCAUCUCGGAAAACAAGCGGAGGUAUCAGCAGGACGGAUUUGACCUUGACCUUUGCUAUGUGACAGAGCGCGUAAUCGCUAUGAGCUUUCCGUCCUCCGGAAAAAUGUCCGUCUACAGGAAUCCGAUUGCGAUUCUUCAACACCCAGCACAAGGACAAGUACUGAUCUACAAUUUGUGUUCGGAAAGAUCGUACGACGUCACCUACUUCCAAGGGCACGUUCAGCGCGUUGUCAUCGACGACCACAACGUCCCAACGCUUCAGCAGAUGCUGGACUUCACAAGUUCGGUGAUCAGCUGGCUGAACGCCGACGCCGAGCACGUGGUGGCCGUGCACUGCAAGGGCGGCAAGGGGCGCACUGGCACCAUGAUCUGCGUCUACAUGGUGGAGACGGGUCUGUUCUCCACGGCAGGCGAGAGCCUCGACUACUUCGGCAGCCGCAGGACCGACCUCAACGUCGGGGAGAAGUUCCAGGGCGUGGAGACGCCCAGCCAGAGUCGCUACGUGGGCUACUACGAGUGGAUGAAAAACAACCGCCAUCACCUGCCGCCGGAGACGCCGCGCGUCUGCUGACGCGCAUCGUCAUCAGCGGUAUGCACACGGUCGGCAGGGGGCGA
Molecule: messenger RNA, 1855 nt
Organism: Pollicipes pollicipes
Lineage: Eukaryota; Metazoa; Arthropoda; Thecostraca; Pollicipedomorpha; Pollicipedidae
Product: phosphatidylinositol 3,4,5-trisphosphate 3-phosphatase TPTE2
Exons: 12
Coding region: 315-1811 (498 amino acids)
Biological process (GO): transmembrane transport; dephosphorylation; monoatomic ion transport
Cellular component (GO): membrane; cytosol
Molecular function (GO): monoatomic ion channel activity; phosphatidylinositol-3,4,5-trisphosphate 3-phosphatase activity
Source: RefSeq, a predicted model, not a curated record